This is a messenger RNA of Dufourea novaeangliae, 954 nucleotides long. RefSeq lists its product as uncharacterized. Gene Ontology annotation, biological process: reciprocal meiotic recombination. Lineage: Eukaryota; Metazoa; Arthropoda; Insecta; Hymenoptera; Halictidae. Gene Ontology annotation, cellular component: site of double-strand break. The record is from RefSeq and is a predicted model, not a curated record. The transcript is spliced from 4 exons.
AUGGAUUUAGAUACUGCCUAUAUUGAGCCACUGCUUGAAGACUGGUUAGAAGGUAUACGAACAGAUGUUAGAGAACAAGAAGAUCUUGUUAGAGCGAAUGACGAAUUUUACAUGCCUUUUGUGGGUAACUAUUAAUAACUAUUCCCUGCAAAACAACAAUUAUACUUUAGCAAUGUGCGCGUACAUUUAAUUACAUUUGCAGCGAUUCCAGUUCCGAUCGUCAGUGCAAUUUUCAAGAUAACAGAGCACUUAUACUUGGGUCCAGAUACUAGAUACAUUGCCAUUCAUUUAUAUGAUAAGUUUAUGUGUAAAUACUUCUGGGAAGUGUACAAAACCGAGGCUGCGGACCAUACAGAAAAUUCUUGGUCUCAAGUUUGUAGGAAGAUAUCCAGUCAAUCAAAAUUGUAUCUUAUGUCGUGUCUGCAAUUAGCCAAUAAAAUGGACUCACAUCCUAAAAACUUGGGGAUAUCGCAAGUGCUCGAUAUUUUACAAUGUAUAGACAAAAAGUCUGAAUACAACCAUAGUGUGGUUUUCUUGUCGGAAUUCAAGGUAUUCAAAAUGGUAGGAUUUAGAAUGCCAUUUUGUACACCACUGAACUGUAUACAAGUGCUAUUAGCUGCAACUGGUCUAAAAGACACACCAAAUAUGCAAGAUUUGACUAUAACUUUAUUAGACUUAGUCUAUUUACAGCGAGAGAAACUAUACUCUCAUCUGCAGUGUCUGGCUCAGAGACAUAUUGCGAAAACAGAUCAGGAGAAAAGGAAUCUCAUGACUUUGAAAACGAAUGUAUUAUUUCUGGGAGCUUCAAUUGUCCUCUGUGGAAUUUUUUUUUCCUGUAUAGAUGCUGAAACAGGAAGAAUCAUCUCAUCCAAGUUGUCAGACUUAGUAGAUAUAGAGUCGGAUAAUAUUUGGGAUAUGGCAAAUAUUCUUCUUGUACUAGCAAUUCAAGAAUAA